Molecule: messenger RNA, 4762 nt
Organism: Saimiri boliviensis boliviensis (Bolivian squirrel monkey)
Lineage: Eukaryota; Metazoa; Chordata; Mammalia; Primates; Cebidae
Source: RefSeq, a predicted model, not a curated record
GCAGGUGCAUCGCCAGAGGCGGAGCUCGAGCGGCAGACAGCGGACUUCCGGUUCCGGGAGCAACGAACAGCGGCGGAGGCGACAGCUACCGCUGCAGAGGAGGCGGCCGCAGAGGAGGAAGAAGGGGAGGGCGAGGCGGAAGGCGCAGGAGGGACCCUCGCCUUGGGUCCACGGGCCUAGAGCUGCGGAAGAUACCGGUCUGGUGCCAGACUGGCUACUGCUGCUUCCCGUGGCCUCCAUGGCUGAGGACUGGCUGGACUGCCCAGCCCUGGGCCCUGGCUGGAAGCGCCGUGAAGUCUUUCGCAAGUCAGGGGCUACCUGUGGACGCUCAGACACCUAUUACCAGAGCCCCACAGGAGACAGGAUCCGAAGCAAAGUCGAGCUGACUCGAUACCUGGGCCCUGCGUGUGAUCUCUCCCUCUUCGACUUCAAACAAGGCAUCUUGUGUUAUCCAGCCCCCAAGGCCCAUUCUGUGGCUGUCACCAGCAAGAAGCGAAAGAAGCCUUCCAGACCAUCCAAGACUCGAAAACAUCAGGUUGGACCCCAGGGUGGUGAGGUCAGGAAACGUCAGGUUGGACCCCAGAGUGGUGAGAUCAGGAAAGAGGCCCCAAAGGAUGAGACCAAGGCUGACACUGUCACAGUCCCAGCUUCAUUCCCUGCUCCUGGAUGCUGUGAGAACUGUGGAAUCAGCUUCUCAGGGGAUAGCACCCAAAGACAGCGGCUCAAAACAUUGUGCAAAGACUGCCGAGCACAGAGAAUUGCGUUCAACAGGGAACAGAGAAUGUUUAAGCGUGUGGGCUGUGGGGAGUGUGCAGCCUGCCAGGUAACAGAAGACUGUGGGGCCUGCUCCACCUGCCUCCUGCAGCUGCCCCAUGAUGUGGCAUCGGGGCUGUUCUGCAAGUGUGAGCGGAGACGCUGCCUCCGGAUUGUGGAAAGGAGCCGAGGGUGUGGAGUAUGCCGGGGCUGUCAGACCCAAGAGGACUGUGGCCGUUGCCGCAUCUGCCUUCGCCCUCCCCGCCCUGGUCUCAGGCGCCAGUGGAAAUGUGUCCAGCGACGUUGCCUACGGCACCUUGCUCACCGCCUGCGUCGCCGUCAUCAGAGAUGUCAGCGACGCACUCCCCUGACUGUGGCUCCCCCCACUGGUAAACAUGGCCGCCGCAGGGGAGCCUGUGACUCCAAGAUGGCUGCCAGGCGGCGUCCCAGUGCCCAGCCAUUGCCUCCACCUCCACCAUCACAGCCCCCCGAGCCCACAGAGCCGCACCCCAGAGCCCUGGCCCCCUCGCCACCUGCCGAGUUCAUCUAUUACUGUGUAGACGAGGACGAGCUACAGCCCUACACGAACCGCCGGCAGAACCGCAAGUGCGGGGCCUGUGCAGCCUGCCUACGGCGGAUGGACUGUGGCCGCUGCGACUUCUGCUGCGACAAGCCCAAAUUCGGGGGCAGCAACCAGAAGCGCCAGAAGUGUCGUUGGCGCCAAUGCCUGCAGUUUGCCAUGAAGCGGCUGCUGCCCAGUGUCUGGUCAGAGUCUGAGGAUGGGGCAGGAUCGCCUCCACCUUACCGUCGUCGAAAGAGGCCCAGCUCUGCCCAACGGCACCAUCUUGGCCCUACCUUGAAGCCCACCUUGGAUACACGCACAGCCCGACCAGACCGUACCCAGGCUCCAUCGAAGCAGGAAGCAGGUGGUGGCUUUGUGCUGCCUCCGCCUGGCACUGACCUUGUGUUUUUACGGGAGGGCGCAAGCAGUCCUGUGCAGGUGCCGGGCCCUGUUGCAGCUUCCACGGAAGCCCGGUUGCAGGAGGCCCAGUGCUCUGGCCUGAGUUGGGUUGUGGCCUUACCCCAGGUGAAGCAAGAGAAGGCGGAUACCCAGGACGAGUGGACACCAGGCACAGCUGUCCUGACUUCUCCCGUAUUGGUGCCUGGCUGCCCUAGCAAGGCAGUAGACCCAGGCCUGCCAUCUGUGAAGCAAGAGCCACCUGACCCUGAGGAGGACAAGGAGGAGAACAAGGAUGACUCUGCCUCCAAAUUGGCCCCAGAGGAGGAGGCAGGAGGGGCUGGCACACCCGUGAUCACGGAGAUUUUCAGCCUGGGUGGAACCCGCUUCCGAGACACAGCGGUCUGGUUGCCAAGGUCCAAAGACCUUAAAAAACCUGGAGCUAGAAAGCAGUAGACUGGAGGCUUCUACAGACUGUAGGAUUCAAGGUGAUAUUUGCAGACUGGCUUUAUGAGAGACAACACUGAUCUACUAGGGGCUGGACCCUAGAUUGGUUGCCAGGGCUUGUGUGUGAAUCAACCCUAGAAGGAAAACCCUACCACCAAACCAGAGGAGCAGGCCUAACAGUACUUUGAGCUGCUAGAAGUAAGCGGGAAAGGAAGAGAAAGAGUAGACUGUUGGUGCAUCUUCUCCUCCCCAAGAGCCUGAGUAUGAUAAGAAGUUGGAUUUUAAGGGUGGGGGAGCUGGGCUGGGGAAAGGUAAUAUAAGUAAACCCACCACAAAACAACCUAAACAUGAGACCUGGCUGUGUCUCUGCACACUUCCUCAGGGAGACAUCAACUGAAAAUGUAAUUGAAUAAAUGAAAGGAACCACUAUUUGGUGUGUUCCUCCUAUGGACCCAAUUUAUUUAAUCCUCUAAACAGUCUUUUUGGGAAGACAUUGAUUUUGCCCAUUUUUGUGGAUGGGAAAACUGAGCCUCAUUAAUUUGUCCAAUGUCAAACAGCUGGUGUUAGUAGAGCCUAGAAUCAAACCCAGCUUGUAAAGCCCUUGUUCUUUAAGCCACUAAAUUGUAACCUAUAAUCCUGUAUGCACUAACAGGAGUUUUCAGUGACCGUGAAAACACAAGAGAUUACUAUAAGUACUGUAAUAAAUCCCUUACAUUCCUGCCUCUAGCAUGGUUUAGGGAGUGCCACGGCUUGAUGUAGAUGGAGUCACCUUGUCAGAGCAUCUGUUCAUACAGAAACUGGGUUUCCUACAGGCCCCAGGUGCUGCAGAGGAUUCCUCAAACCCUACAGGGUAUCUCUCCCCACUGGCUGCUGUCCAUUUUGCUCGUUACCCUGACUCCCCCUCUUCAGCCAGAGCAGUCUUUGUAACUAAAGCUGCCAGCCUAGUUCAUCUUUCCUGACAAUGUGCGUCUCCUGCCCUCUGAUGACCUUUGUGCUUGGCUCCUGCCCUCAGCCUGAAUGUCUUCUAGGAGGCUGAAUCCCAGCUUUGAGUCCUGCCCAAGGGCCAGUCUUGGCUCAGCCCUACCUCACUCUCUCCAAUUCUUCAUUUAUAAAGUGCCAAAAAGAUUUGACCUGUAAUUCAUUAGCCAGCUUUACAUGGCCAGGACUGAGUGAGUGCCUCCUUAACACUUUAUAUCCUAUGUGCCUCCCUUGCCUUACCAUAGUCCCAGCCUUGCAGCUUUAGGUAAUUCAGAUGUGGAUUAGCCAUUUCCCAGUUCUAACUCAUACAAUCCAGCCUCUGCCACCUUCCCUUCCCCCUUCCUUUAUUCCAUCCUAACUAGUUCAGCCCUAGUCAAGGCUGGAUACUGAUACUGCUUUGUUUCCCCAGGAAACAACCAACCAACCCUAGUAUUCUGGUAAUUUUGACAAUGGUCUAUAUGAAAUUUAUUUGGCAUGAGUUAAGCUUCUGCCUACCAUAUGUAUUAGAGUACAAUCAGAAGAGCAGGACCACUAAGAUAAAGAUUAUGUAUAUAUGUAUUUUAAGGGAUUUAUUAUAGGGAUCUGACAGCAUGCCAUUGUGGCAGCUGGUUAAACAGUCUGUAAGGCAGUUGUCCUUGCAUCUAAUGCUGGAGCUUGAAGUCUGCAGGGGAGGCACUCGGGAAGGGAAGAUGGAUGUAAAAUGUGGGAGACCAAGGACACAGUGGAGACGACAAGCACGAGCUGGAACCGACGAGGAUGGCCUGGAACCCAUGUCAGUCUCUCUCCACCUCCAGCUUCGGUGAUGUGGGUGUCCUGCAGAAGAAGCUGGUGUCCUUCCUCACAGAGUUAAAUACCCAUCUGGCCCAGGAAUUAGAGAAGCUCAAGGAUGAUCCUGGGGAAGGUGGAGCAGCUGCAGGCCUGGCUAAAGGCCUGACUGCUGCCCACACCGAGGUGAGCCAGCAGAUACAUGACAAGUGUGAACUGCAACAGCGCUUGGUGACACAGCACCAACCUUCCAAGUGUAGAAACAAUAUGCUGCUGCUUCACUUCUGCCCUCCAGUUACCAGGCAGAAUGUCUCUUGUGGCCCAUCUUACUGGAAGAGAGUUCUGGGAAACAUAGCCUAGCCAAGGUGACACAUUACAAAGCCACCCUACAUGAAUCAGCUCCCAAGGGUCUCACUACUCACCUGAGGAUAACUCAAUAGAACUAUGUUGCUGAAUAUGCAAAGCUGAAGACCAUGGAUUUCAUGGUGAUUCCAGCAAGUGCAGAGAUUCUAUGAAGCCCACCCAAAACUUGCUGGUCCUGGCUAUUUUUGUGUUGUUUAUUCAAGUAUUGAGAACCUGGCCUGUGAUAGGCACUGUACUUAAUACUGGGAUACAGAAAUGCAAAAGAUAUGGCCCAUGCAGUUUUAUUAAAUGAAUCGAUAUGUAUUACAAAUGGUGAAUGGAUUUCCAACUUUAUCAUGGAAUUUAAUGCUGAAAGUAUAGUAUUCAGGAAAUUCUGGGAGGACAGCCCUUUUGUGAACCUUGUUUGGGGCACAGUAGGAAUUGGAAAUAAUUUAGUUUUUAAUCUCUAAGCUGUUCUAUUUAAAAAUUAUUUUUAAAUAAUUUUUUUGUCCCACUUAC